Molecule: messenger RNA, 5845 nt
Organism: Pongo pygmaeus (Bornean orangutan)
Lineage: Eukaryota; Metazoa; Chordata; Mammalia; Primates; Hominidae
Gene: VGLL4
Product: vestigial like family member 4
Exons: 5
Coding region: 2455-3345 (296 amino acids)
Biological process (GO): negative regulation of DNA-templated transcription
Molecular function (GO): transcription coactivator binding
Source: RefSeq, a predicted model, not a curated record
UUUUUUUUUUUUUUUUUGAGACAGAGUCUUGUUCUGUCACCCAGGCUGGAGUGCGGUGGCACAAUCUUGGCUCACUGCAGCCUCCGCCUCCCGCGUUAAAACAAUUCUUCUGCCUCAGCUUCCCAAGUAGCUGGGAUUACAGACACAUGCCACUAUGCCCGGCUAAUUUUUGUAUUUUUAGUAGAGACAGGGUUUCACUAUGUUGGCCAGGCUGUUCUCAAACUCCUGACCUCAAGUGAUCCGCCCGUCUCAGCCUCUCAAAGUGCUGGGAUUACAGGCGUGAGCCACCGCAUCCGGACUCCCAAGUAAGAUUUCAUUAGAACACCUUGCCAUGAGUGUGCCUAAUAUACCCAAUGCAAUUAUUGCUGGAUUUUUAACAUACAACUCCUUCAAAUUAUUUAUUCAAAUAUUAUUUUGGAAUAUUAAAAAUAUAUUUUUAGAAUAUUCAUUCAAAUGUUUAGAGGUUUUUUUUUUCAAAAAAAUUUUUUUUUUUUUUUUUUGAGACGGAGUCCCGCUCUGUGACCCAGGCUGGAGUGCAGUGGCGCGAUCUCGGCUCACUGCAAGCUCUGCCUCCCGGGUUCACGCUAUUCUCCUGCCUCAUCCUCUCGGAGUAGCUGGGACUACAGGCGCCCGCCACCACGCCUGGCUAAUUUUUUUGUAUUUUUAGUAGAGACGGGGUUUCACCGUGGUCUCGAUCUCCUGACCUCGUGAUCAGCCCGCCUCGGCUUCCCAAAGUGCUGGGAUUACAAGCGUGAGCCACCGCGCCCGGCCUUUUCUAUUUUGUUAACACGUUCUUCAUGUGCUGAAAACUGAACAUUCAGUGGUUCACUCGUUCAGUAAACAGUUUUUGGGCACCUAAACUUGGUUGUGCUAGGCACUGGGUAAUCGAAGUUUAAGCCCCAAGUUCUUCCAAUAGCAAAUAGUACAGCUGCAUGCCACUAACUUCUUACACACAGGUGGGUGUCAUACAUGCCAAAUGAAAAUAAUUUUACCCUUUCCCUCUAUAAUUUCAAGUACACUUUCAAUUUUUGAUAUUAUAGCCUUAUUUACUUAAAUACUCUUCCAUCUCUUCUCUGCUUGUCUCCCUUUUUUCUUUUCUUUUUCUUUUUUUUUUUUUUUGAGACAAAGUCUCACUCUGUUGCCCAGGCUGGAGUGCAGUGUCACGAUCUUGACUCAUUGCAUCCUCCUCCUCCCAGGUUCAAUCAAUUCUCCCACCUCAGCCUCCUGAGUAGCUGGGACUACAGGUGUGCACUACCACGCCAGGCUAAUUUCUGUAUUUUUAGUAGAGACGGGGGUUUCACCAUGCUGGCCAGGCUGGUCUCGAACUCCUGACCUCAAGUGAUCCGCCUGCUUCGACUGUGAUUACAGAUGUGAGCCACCCGGCCCCCUUGUUUUUUAAAAUAAAGUUAUAAUAUUAGGUGGGAAAAAACACUUUAAAAGUAGUUCUGUCAACUAUUUUGGGGGCUGUGGGCCAGUCAUUUAAUCCAUCUGAACCUCAGUUUCCUCUGCUGUGAAAGGGUGAUACCCUCCCUGCCCUGUCCAUCUCCGUUGUUAUGGGGAUUAUGGAAGACGUUAUAUGUAACAUUAACAUCAGAAAUUUAAAUAUCCAGUUAAAGUGUAAAUGGACAUUAUAAAACAAUCUUUAAAAGAAACAAAGACACUAUAUAUAUAUAUGUUUAUAUAUAUAUGGCUUAUGCAUCACUAGCAUUUGGGUUUUCCGAAGCCCCAACGUGAAGUUUCACGAAAGUUGCAUUCCACGGAAGUUUGCUUCCAUGAUGGAUUUUUUACUUUGUACUCAGCUCCUGAAAAAGAAACUUCCUGGGUUUUCUUUUUUCCUCCUACGGUUUUGCAGCGGCCGGGCUGCUUCCUGUCAAGAGCCACUCUGCCAAGGCCCCGUCUCUAGAGUCUCUCCCCCUCCCCUUUCUCUUUCUUUCCAACACUUGCUACAUUGAGAGGCUGAUCCUGUGCAGAAGCCCUCCCUGCCUCGGCAGCGCGGCGCAGUGAGCAUGCUCGGCCUCCUGCGGGAAGAGGAAGCGGCCGCAUAGGAGUCAUGCCAAGCAUAGCCCGCAUGUCAGCGCUGCCGGCUUGCAGCGGGCUGUGAGCGGGGCCGGCGCCGCUUUGUCCUAGGAAACGGGCUGCGCGUUUCUUUUUCACUCUUUUCCAUUUCCAGGAAGGACUUGUAAGGACUUCUGAAACGCUGUUUUCAUACUCGAUCGGGGAUACAGUACAGACACCGUCUACCAGUAAGCCCUUGAAGGGUUUCGUGUGAGCUCGAUUUUUUUGUGCCUGAUUUUUUUUUUUUUUAACUUUUGCAUACUUGUUUUGAUAGUCUGAGGCUGGGCCUCUGCCUUUGUGAAGUUGAAGAGCCAGGAGCUACUCAGCAACAAUUGAUUUUUGAAACUUAACUCUUUUGGGGCAAAAGCAAAGAGCUGGUUUUCUUUGCUAGCCCAAUAAAUGCUAUUUAUGAAGAUGGACCUGUUGAACUAUCAGUACUUGGACAAGAUGAACAACAAUAUCGGCAUUCUGUGCUACGAAGGUGAAGCUGCUCUCAGGGGAGAACCCAGAAUGCAGACCCUGCCGGUGGCCUCUGCCCUCAGCAGUCACCGCACCGGCCCUCCCCCAAUCAGCCCCAGCAAGAGGAAGUUCAGCAUGGAGCCAGGUGACGAGGACCUAGACUGUGACAACGACCACGUCUCCAAGAUGAGUCGCAUCUUCAACCCCCACCUGAACAAGACUGCCAAUGGAGACUGCCGCAAAGACCCCCGGGAGAGGAGCCGCAGCCCCAUCGAGCGUGCCGUGGCCCCCACCAUGAGCCUGCACGGCAGCCACCUGUACACCUCCCUCCCCAGCCUUGGCCUGGAGCAGCCCCUCGCACUAACCAAGAACAGCCUGGACGCCAGCAGGCCAGCCGGCCUCUCGCCCACACUGACCCCGGGGGAGCGGCAGCAGAACCGGCCCUCCGUGAUCACCUGUGCCUCGGCUGGCGCCCGCAACUGCAACCUCUCCCACUGCCCCAUCGCGCACAGCGGCUGUGCCACGCCCGGGCCCGCCAGCUACCGGAGGCCACCGAGUGCUGCCACCACCUGUGACCCCGUGGUGGAGGAGCAUUUCCGCAGGAGCCUGGGCAAGAAUUACAAGGAGCCCGAGCCGGCACCCAACUCUGUGUCCAUCACGGGCUCCGUGGACGACCACUUUGCCAAAGCUCUGGGUGACACGUGGCUCCAGAUCAAAGCGGCCAAGGACGGAGCAUCCAGCAGCCCUGAGUCCGCCUCUCGCAGGGGCCAGCCUGCCAGCCCCUCUGCCCACAUGGUCAGCCACAGUCAUUCCCCUUCUGUGGUCUCCUGAAGGGAGCGCCUCCUCCAACAACACGUGGAUCUGCAUGGUUUGCCUGAGCUUUGAACAGUCAGUACUUAAAAAAAAAAAAAAAAAAAAAAAAAUCAUGGGGGUGGGGUGGGGGGAAGGGAAGGGAUGGUUUAUUCGCAAAAACCAUGUUGUUGGGAUUUUUGUUCUGUUUUUGUACUUGCUUGGUAUCCGUACAAGGGGGCCCUCAAACAUGAUAGCAGGAACUACGUGUGGAACAUCUGUCUAAUGUAGCAUCCUUACUUCCUGCCUCAGUUACCAAAGAAACCUCUGAUGCAGGUCUGCUGCCCCGACGGGGCCAGGACUCCACAGCGCUUUCUCAGUCACAAGCCAUGAUGAAUUGGUGACUCAGACGCUUUGUGCUUUUUCCUUUGCUUGAGACCGGGGUGUGUGUGGCUCAGCUUCCACGGCGUGUUUGGUUCGGUCCAUGUGUGCGCGUGUGUAUACUUGAAGAGAACUGUCGUGUCUGAUUUGCACUAUUGGAGGAGGACUAAAGUUGCCUGACAACUUUGUGUGUGAUGCCAGAACUCUUGAGGGCAAACUGCUGAAAAACAAAGGGUUUAAGGAUGACAUUUCUGACCAUUUGUGUGUUUGUUGUUGUUACUGUUUUUGUUUUUUUAAUCUAGACAAUACAGCUUUGGAAGGGGAAGUCUCAUACAGGUUAUAGGUCUUUCUCUCUCUAGAUUUCAGGUGCUUGCAACUGGACUGCAGACUCUACCAAUCACGGGCAUUUUACCUUCUCUGAACACUGCAGUUUGUUAGACUAGAGCUGAGGUUGGAGGAUUCCAUAGUGCUUUAAACGUGAUGCAUGUUUUAAUGGAGAAAAAAAUAGCUGGUUUCUAUUAAUUAUAUAGACAGUAAACAAAAACCUUAAUACUUACUAUCUUCUUUUCAGAAUUAGUUUAUUUUUGUCAGUUACAGUCCUAGAUAUACUUACUGCUGGUACAGUUGUACUCUAAGAUUUGUAUUUGAUAUUCACUUUACUCACAAGUAGUGCGGGAGGCCAGCUCCUGGCAGGCCCUCGUGAUGAGCAGUGGGUCAGCUGCGGUGUGGGAUGCUGGAGUUUGGCUGCAGGCUGACAUCAUUUAUUUUUGCAUCCCUGUCUUGCUUUGUUACAAGCUCCCAGGGGAGGUGGGGUUUGCGUCUUCCAACUUCCCUACAUGCAGAAACUGCUCCCUUUGAACUCUCUUGGCUGAAUAGCAGAUUACUGACAAUCUGUGAUAUGGUGUUUUAUACGCUUCCUCGUACGCUGGGGCCAAGGCAGUAUACAUUCCUCUAACUUUAUACUGUUAUUAUUGCAUUUAUUAUUUGCUAUAUUAAUAGCUACUAACUAGAAAUUAGAUGAAGCAAGCAUGACAGACACAGCUGUGGAGGUCACAGCUGCUCCUUUUUGGUCAAUGAGCGUUUCUAUCCCCGCCCCCUGGGGUGUGCUGUGUCCCACCUGGCCCACCAGAGGCUCACGACGAUGGCACCUGAGCAGGUGACGCGGGUGUGGUCACCUCACCUGCAAGGCUUUGUGGACUCUGCACACUGUACGACCCCUGGUUUUACAGUUUAGCUGUUGAAUUUUGGAAAUUGGCACUGGGUGAAAAGGUCGGAGGGACUGGCUCUUCUUGUAGUCACAGAGUGGCUGCAGGCCUUUGAAAAGUGGAGGAAAGAAAAGCCCUUCUCCUUGCCCCGCACACAUUUCACUCCCACUGUACUGGGCUUCCAAGCUUUGGCAUUCAGGCCCCUAUAUUUUCUGUAGGAAAAAUCGUUGAGAACACUUUUUUUAUAUAGGUAAUUUUAAGACCAUCAUUACGCUGUGCGUAAAGAAUGUACAGAGAAAUUUGUAGGUAUUUUUUGAAGAACAUUAAUUUGUUAAUGAUAUGUAGCUAUUUAAUUUUUCCCUUUCCUAUUGUAAUCAUUCAUUUUUUUUGUUGUUUGGAAAAAAAAAGUUGAUCUUUUUUUUGUCGUAGAUUUGUCUGUAAAAGUGCAGGAACACAGUUAUUCUAUGAGAACACUGCAUCUGCAUUCAUAGCCACUAGUUUGUUAUUGCUACAGGCUACUGAGCGUCGUAACAGGAAAACAACCCACUGCUGACCGGCUCGGUGGAGGACACUCCUGGGACAGGUCUCUUUGUCAGUGAACAAGGGCGUCACUCUGGGAGGGGUCGGCGGUGCUGGCGGCCAGGUCCCUGGUGCACUGACCUAUCUGGGAUAGGCAGUACCCUGGAGGGGGGCCUGGGGCAGAGGAGGCAGCAGAAAACCAAACAUUUCACUGAGAAAGAGCCCCCUCCCUGCUCAAAGAAGGGGCUCCGUGAAGUUCUUCCCAGAGCCGCGCUGCCUGCAGUGCGCUCUGACCUUCUCUCCAUAUGUGUAAAUCUGUAAUAUACCAUUCUCUGUGGCCUGUUUUUCCUGGAAGAAGAAAAAAAAAGGUUUGGCAGGCCAUCUUUUUUUGUACUUAAAAGUAGCCUUAAGAACAAUAAUAAAGUGCUCUUAAACCA